Trichoplax adhaerens is the source of this 1740-nucleotide messenger RNA. RefSeq lists its product as uncharacterized. The record is from RefSeq and is a predicted model, not a curated record. Lineage: Eukaryota; Metazoa; Placozoa; Uniplacotomia; Trichoplacea; Trichoplacidae. The coding region runs from base 1 to 1740 and encodes 579 amino acids. The transcript is spliced from 4 exons.
AUGUACGGUGAUGGACAUACCAAGUUAAGAUUAGCAGAAUAUCCAAGAAUAAUACAACAUCCGAAAAGUGUUAAUAUUAUCUAUGGAAAAACACUUACACUGCAAUGUAAUGGAACUAGUAGUCCUAUCGCUAACGUAACUUGGCUGAAAGAUGGCAAUCCACUGACAAGUUAUGAUGAUAUGAAGUUAAUUUUGAACUUUUACGUUUAUAGUCGUCUGACUAUAUCAAAUAUAACUACACAAGAUGAAGGAUUAUAUCAAUGUCGUUACGAUAAUAUAAUAGGAUCAAUCACUAGCGAAGUCGCCACUGUUACGAUUUACGAUUCCGAAACGGCGCAGAGUAUCGGAAGAGAAUUUCAUUUUGGAUACUUAGAUACUAUUCGAAGCGCUGCAAUACCGUUUGCUGUCAUAACAGCUCUUAGCAAAUCUACUGAUACUAAAACAAUACGAAGUAUUGGAAGAGAAUUCUAUUUCGGACUUUUCAGCUCUGGUAGUGCUGGUGCAACGGUAGCUGCUAUCGUCACAGCUCUAGAUAAAUCUGCCGCCAUUACUGUUAGAAAUAACUAUUUCAAUACAGCUACUCAAUACAAUGUUUCAUCUUACAGCUCGACAACCGUAAAACUUAAAGCAACAAGCGAAAAUAGAGUAACUGGAAUAGCUUCGAAGACAAUACAUAUCACUUCAGAUGAAGAUAUAACUGUUACCAGUUUACAAGCAUCUAGCACACUAGCAAGUUCAUGUCAUAUUUUACCAGUCCAAUUUUAUGGUAAAGAAUAUGUUAUUGCCACGUAUACUCCUCUUAUUUAUGGACAUAUGUUAAUAAUCAGUAAAGAUGCCAACACACAAGUUGAGAUUAGCUUCCCAAGCAAUACUAAUUACGGAGGGCAAACUUAUUCUAGAAAUAGGAAUCUGACGAUUAAUUUACUACCUAAUCAAGGAUUCUUUUUCCAGAUCGCGCAAGAUCUAACUGGAACAAUUAUAUAUUCUAACAAAGAUAUCUCAGUUCUAGCCGGAAAUCUUUGCGCUAACGUUCCUACAAGUAACAGAUAUUGCGAGCCUUUACAAGAACAUUAUAUACCAAGUAAAUACUUAGGCCAAAAUUAUAUAUUAUCGACAUUUACUGGUAGAGCAGCUGGAGAUAUAUAUCGUAUCGUCGCCGCUUACGAUAAUACUACGGUACGCCUUCAAUCAGCAAGUUCAAAUUACAAUUUAUCCCGAGGCGAGUUUACACAAUUCGAGUUAGCUAGCGGCACUGAUUCGUUUCUUACGUGCGAUAAGCCAUGUCUAGUUGUACAGUUCGCUAAAGGAACUAAUGCAGAUCUUAAGGGAGCUGAUCCGUUUAUGACAAUCGUACCAGCAAUCGAACAAUAUAGUAACAACCUCGUAAUAACCGUACCAUCGUUAUUUACAAUAUACAAUAUCAAUCCAAAUUACGUCUUAAUCACGAUACAAGAUAAAUAUAAAGACGGAUUAAUGUUAAAUGGAAAAGUAUUACAAGGAAUCAGUUGGCGACAAGUCACUACGAAUGAUGUAAGUAAUGUUUACUCUACAGCAUCUAUAAAUAUUUCGAUUGGUACAAGCAGAUUAACUCAUAAUGACAGUAGUAUGACAUAUGGAGCCAUUCAGUACGGUUGGGCUUCUGGUUCUAUAGGUUAUGGUUCAUUUGGCGAUAUACAAUGGUCUACAAUGUUUUCUUGUAAGUCAAUUGAAUUCACAGUCUACGAUAAUCGUAUUCAUUAA